Messenger RNA from Globicephala melas (long-finned pilot whale), 4998 nucleotides. RefSeq names its product FAM20B glycosaminoglycan xylosylkinase (gene FAM20B). Gene Ontology annotation, molecular function: phosphotransferase activity, alcohol group as acceptor. The record is from RefSeq and is a predicted model, not a curated record. NCBI's taxonomy places the organism in Eukaryota, Metazoa, Chordata, Mammalia, Artiodactyla, Delphinidae. Gene Ontology annotation, cellular component: Golgi apparatus. Gene Ontology annotation, biological process: proteoglycan biosynthetic process.
AUAAACCGUGAAGCCAGAUACUUCAGCUCUUGAAUUGACAACUUUUUAAAAUAGCAACCACAGUGGUUGUCUCUCAGUGACUGCUACAAUCUCAUAAUAGAAACAGGAGGCUGUUCUUUGUAUUCUGUGGCCAUAGUUGGAAACAGUAAAAAGGAGACUGUCUUCUGAAGGUUGUGGUGACUAAUCACAAACAAGAAAACUUGUUCAGCCCCUUCGUUAAACCUGCCCUCACUACUAAUCUGCAGAAGUAAAUAGUGAAGUGAGGUAACAGUUGAACUCUUCAGUUCACUUAAUAGAAAUUUCUGUCCUAGUUGAGUGGAUGAAUUAUCUGCAGCCCUGAACUGAUGAAUGUGCUCUUCUGAGACCCAUCAGAAGGAAUUGUGGGAGGCACCUCAGUGAAGAAAUGGACCAGUGUGUAUAAUCAUGGAAUCUCCUUGCUGACAAUCACCACCUGCUCUCCUUGAUAAGUGAGAGAGAGUAGUCAGGGGAGAAGGAAAAGAGGUCACCAUGAAGCUAAAGCAGCGAGUCGUGCUGUUAGCAAUUCUCCUUGUCAUCUUUAUCUUCACCAAAGUUUUCCUGAUUGACAACUUAGAUACAUCAGCUGCCAACCGGGAGGACCAGAGGGCCUUUCACCGAAUGAUGGCUGGCUUGCGGGUAGAGCUGGUGUCCAAGCUGGAACACACCUUGCAGUCUCCCUGGGAGAUUGCAGCCCAGUGGGUGGUUCCCCGGGAAGUGUACCCUGAAGAGACACCAGAGCUGGGGGCAAUCAUGCAUGCCAUGGCCACCAAGAAAAUCAUUAAAGCUGAUGUAGGUUAUAAAGGGACACAACUGAAAGCCUUACUGAUACUUGAAGGAGGACAGAAAGUUGUCUUCAAACCUAAGCGGUAUAACCGAGACUAUGUGGUAGAAGGGGAACCUUAUGCUGGUUAUGAUAGACACAAUGCAGAGGUAGCAGCCUUUCAUUUGGACAGGAUUCUGGGUUUCCGCCGAGCCCCCUUGGUGGUUGGCAGAUUUGUUAAUCUGCGGACAGAGAUCAAGCCUGUUGCCACGGAGCAGCUCUUGAGCACCUUCCUAACUGUAGGAAAUAAUACUUGUUUCUAUGGGAAGUGUUAUUAUUGCCGAGAAACAGAGCCAGCCUGUGCUGAUGGAGACACGAUGGAGGGGUCUGUCACGCUUUGGCUUCCAGAUGUGUGGCCUCUACAGAAACACCGACACCCAUGGGGCAGGACUUACCGAGAGGGCAAAUUAGCCAGGUGGGAGUAUGAUGAGAGCUACUGUGACGCUGUGAAGAAAACGUCCCCUUAUGACUCUGGCCCUCGCCUCUUGGACAUCAUUGAUACAGCUGUCUUUGAUUACCUGAUUGGCAAUGCUGACCGCCAUCACUACGAGAGUUUUCAAGACGAUGAAGGCGCUAGUAUGCUCAUCCUUCUCGAUAAUGCCAAAAGCUUUGGGAACCCCUCGCUGGAUGAGAGAAGCAUUCUUGCCCCUCUCUAUCAGUGUUGCAUCAUUCGGGUUUCUACCUGGAACAGACUGAACUCCCUGAAGAAUGGUGUGCUGAAGUCUGCCUUAAGAUCUGCCAUGGCCCAUGACCCCAUCUCCCCAGUGCUCUCUGAUCCUCACCUAGACGCUGUGGACCAGCGGCUCCUGAGUGUCCUGGCCACCGUGAAGCAGUGCACUGACCAGUUUGGGAUGGACGCAGUGCUGGUGGAAGACAGGAUGCCUCUCUCCCACUUGUAAUUCUCCACAAAAUAAGUGAAACUUCUUUUUACAAAGCUAGAGAAACAGCACAAUCAAUUCCGAAUGGUAUGAGGUGGAUUGGAAAUGGCCAGCAGCACAUUCUGGUGAUAGGGGACAGGGUGGCCUUGGUGUUUGCUGUAGUAGAAGUUGAAGCAAAGACUACAAGUUUCAGACCACGGAGCUGUACCUGCUGAACCACCUUCUGACUUCCUCGGCGUAUGCCCAUUCUAGCAGUGGGCGUCACGGUUGGUCAGUAUUAAUUCUCAUGCCAAAGGACAAAUUAGAGGUGUGAUAUUUGAAUAGAUUAAUGUUGGGGUUGGUUCUGGAGUAUGUGUUUUGAGUCCAUCCUUAUAAUCCUUUCUCCACACUUGUGGAUUUUCCGAAAACACUUUGUAAUCUCUUGAGUCCUUUCUUACCAGGACUAGUCAAAUUGGAAAUUUUACUGCUUCCUAAGGAGUGGCAGCAAGUAACCCAGCAUUCUGUUGAGCCAAAGUAGCAUGCUCUGUUGGAGGGACUAUGUUUUUAAGAUAGAAUUAGAGGAAAGACAAAAGCAAGAAAGAUGUUUGGGCUUUUAACUGAGUAGGUGGUGCUUUUGAUGAUUCUUAAAGGAGGGAAGAAGAGAGAGAGACCUACUUGGUGGAACCAGAAUCAAGGCGGUGAUUGAAUUAGUGAAAAACAGGUUCCCCUGUAUUUAAGUUCUUAACGUAUAUAAAAGCAAGCAUGACUUGUACCUAAGUAAGAUUUGCAUUCUCAUAAUUGUGUCCAAAUUAAUCCAAAAGAGUGUCCCUGGAGAACCUACCAUUACAACCCAAGCACAAUUCUGUUACGGAGACUUUUUUUUCCUUUUGCCCAGAGCAGGCAAAUCCUUUGCAAAUUAUCAAAGCAAACUGAAAUAACAGCUUGAAUAAGAGUUAGGUUGCCUGUCUUCUCUGCCAUCCUGAUUUCUAAAAUGAAUUUCCACUUCUGUCUUCAAGGCAUUUGGUCAUUAAAGCUGCUGUUCCCAAGAGAUUGGCGAUCCUACUUGUGCCUUUCUUGUGAGGAAAGCCAGCUCGCUCCUACGGAUAAUAUAGUUUAGAUCCUGCUGGUGGCUGGACCUAUCUUGUGAUUUGGGCCAUGUGGAAGGCUGGAAACAAAGAUUUUAAGCCUUCUGAGCCUUAAAAUUAAGGUGGUUACCAGGAAGAGCCUUAAGAUUUUGAUUUAUGUCAAACCCUGAUUUCAUCAUUUAAUCUUGUUUGGAGUUCUGAACCCACGAUGUAGUAUUGUCCUUCCGUCUCCUAUUAGCACAUUCAAAUUUCAAGUUGCUAAAACAGGCUUAGUUCUGUGUUCUGCCAAAGCGAUUUGACAUAUAAGCACUUGCAUUAAAAUACAGGGCAGAGGAAACUAGGCCUGGUGUGCCCACUCACGUGCCCUCAGAGGUGGGUGCUUCUCUCCUGCAUUUUGUCUGGGGACUGUUGCAGUUUUGACUUCUGUGAAGCAGACACUAAUAUUUAAACAGUGUGGUUAAACAAAUUUACUGCCAGCUAUUGGAGACCAGUUUUAGGUAGCCACCCUUUCAAAAAUAGUUUAGAAUUUAUGCCCCAAUUUUCUCAAAUUGAAAGAUAACUGAGUACCCCAAAACUAAUUUAAAGUAACAUGACCGGGCUUCCCUGGUGGCGCAGUGGUUGAGAGUCCGCCUGCCGAUGCAGGGGAUACGGGUUCGUGCCCCGGUCCGGGAAGAUCCCACAUGCCGCGGAGCGGCUGGGCCCAUGAGCCAUGGCCACUGAGCCUGCGCGUCCGGAGCCUGUGCUCCGCAACGGGAGAGGCCACAACAGUGAGAGGCCUGCGUACCGCAAAAAAAAAAAAAAAAGACAACACUUAAAGUAACAUGAAAUUAGGACGCUUUUGUACUUAGUAUGUACAUUUGGCGAUGUACACAGAAUGGGCUGAGUUAUUUUUAAAAAGCUAUUGAAUUUAAGAAGACAGGUAGUAGCACAAAACACUGAGCUAGUGUUAACAAAAGGAAGCAUUAAUCCCAAUUUAAACUCAUUUACUAUGUGCAUCCAGGGGAGUUCACAUUUGAGCUUGAGAAUACCUUGGAUGGUGCUUACCUCAGAGCAUCAGGGAGCCAGCUGGAGGGACAGUGGGAAGGAAGUCAACGCUGCUCUCCUUGGUAAAUGUUAGCUGAACUAAAUUUCUUGCAAACAUGUGAUACCUUCAGUAUGCCCCAGUGAAAUGAAUAAGAGCUGUUCCCAAACUGGGAACUUUAUUCAUGAUGUUGAAGGCAGAAGAUUCUGCUAAGGAAAAAAGUAGGAGGAAAAGCUACUUUGAAAAAUGCCUCAUUCUUUUUCCCAAACAUUGCAGAAAAUGUAUAAUCUCAUUCUCUUUCCCUAUUUUAAAAUUCAUGAUCUUAAAAGGUGUUCAAAUGUAUAGUGGUUAAAGUUAGAAUUAUGCUAAUAGAAUGGUGUGAACUGAUGCUUAGAAUAUAAAUUUAUUUUCUAAGUCAGGAUCGGAUUAAGCUGCAAAAGUACGUUUAGAAUCUUGGAAAAAACCAACCAUAAGCUUAUAGCCCUAAAAUUCAUAAACACUAAAUUCUGUUUCAAAAAAGAGGUAGAUAUCUUUUUUUUUAAGUUUUGUAACACUGUCCUCUUUAUGGUUUAUCUUUUAGAAUCGAGGACUAUUAUAAUCAAACAGGGGUCAUUGGAAGGGUUUUUGAUCAGUCCUAACCUGGGCGUGCCUAGCUAACAUCUAAAGGUAGAUGUGGGUACAUUUUAAUAUUAUAAAACUAAGAAAAUCAGAACUGAGUACCAUUUCCUACCCCCCUUCUUCCACUUCUUAAAUAUUGGGUUGCCCAAAAAGUUCAUUCUGGUUUUCCACACCAUCUUACAAAAAACCUGAAUGAACUUUUUGGCCAACCCAAUAUAUUUAUUCCAUAGUUUGGGGGAAUAUGGGUAUAGAGGUUUCAUUCAAGAAUUGUCAUUUAAUAUGAAGCUAUAUUUUGGGUUUUGGGGGUAAAUAAUUUUCUGUGCAAAACAUUAAUAGGAUCUGAUUUACUCAGUAUUGCUCAAUAAUUUAUUAAUAAGGCAUUUCUCCCUAUUUGCACUCAGGAUUAAUAUGUCAAAUGAAAUCUAAUAAGGAAAUGGGAGAAUUCAGGUACAUCCUAUUAUUUUGGGAAAGAUGAAUCCUAUACAUGGCAGAAAUUCCAUGUCACCUGAAGGCAACAAGUUCUUCCAAAGAAAUCCAUCUUUUCCUUUCUUUAAAAAAAAAAAAAAAAAAAAGACUUUU